This is a messenger RNA of Eurytemora carolleeae, 3525 nucleotides long. It is a transcript of the gene l(3)80Fg, whose product is annotated as dnaJ homolog subfamily C member 16. Bases 431 to 2770 code for a protein of 779 amino acids. The transcript has 22 exons. The record is from RefSeq and is a predicted model, not a curated record. Lineage: Eukaryota; Metazoa; Arthropoda; Copepoda; Calanoida; Temoridae.
UACGUAGAAGUAUAAGAGUAGGAGCUUUGAGUAGACAACUGAAAAUUCCUGAAAAAUACAGAUCUGAAAGUUAAAUACAGUGUAGGGUGUAUAGUGUAUACACUGCAGCUGAAGGAUCGAUUGCUUUCUGUUCCAUGGAGGCCAAUAUUCUUUCCGUCCUCCACCAAACUGUAGAAGUUGAGAAGCAUCUACGUGGUUCCAACCAUGUGAAGGGGGUUCUAGUCCUUGAUCAUAGAGGACUCUGCCUUGCUUCACAGGGUGAGGGUAAGCCGGAGUUAGCGGGUUUAGCAACCAAACUAUCUGCAUUGGCAGGACGGAUAGAACCAGACGAGGAGAUUCCUGUUAUCCUUGUAGAGUCUGGAGUCAGGAAAUACUUGAUCAAGAGAGAAGAUAAAGUAACCGUUGUGAUUGUAAAAGAACUCUAGAAAAAAUGAAAUUAUUCCUCCUUAAUGUAUCCCUCUGUAUACUCCUAGUGGCCGGGGAUGAUCCUCGUAAGUUUAAACCCUACGAGAUCCUAGGAGUUCAACGCUCCUCUUCUACACAGGAAAUCAAGAAAGCGUUUAAACGUUUAGUAAAGGAACUUCACCCAGACAAGAAUAAGUCCCCGGAUGCUAAUGACAGGUUUGUUGAACUAGUCCGAGCCCAUGAUCUUCUAUCUGACCCUGAGAGGAAGCUGAACUAUGAUAACUACGGUAUUACCGAGGAAUCUCCGAACUUCAAACAGAAGCAUGACUAUGCCCAGUAUAACAGGUUUGGAGAUCCCUUCGAUCAUCUUCGUGAUUUGUUCGGAGAAGGAUUUGGAAAAUUUCGAACUGGCAGAGAACAAAAUAUUUUCCAUAAGCAGAGUGUGACGUAUAAAGCGUAUAGUACAACCCUGGUUCCCUCUAGUUACAAGCAACCUCAUCUUGUUCUCUUCUAUUCAGAUUGGUGCUUCAGCUGCGCACAGGUGAUUCCUAUGUGGUCUAAGUUAGUUGAGGAGCUGGAACCAAUAGGAUUUGUUCUAGCCACAGUGCACACUGAACAUGAGAGAGAACUCGCCAGAAAGAUCGGAGUUAGAGAGCUUCCCCACCUUGUUCUUCUCACUGAUGGAAAGGUGACACACUACCGAGAGAGUAUCCUGUCUGUAGUAAAGGUUCUGGAGUUUAUCCGGCGGAAACUUCCCUAUAAACUGGUUCAGAGGAUUGACGAUACUAACCUCGAGGACUUCCUCAAUGGUUGGUCGGAUAACAGGGUUAGGGUUCUACUAUUCGGCAAACUUGACGUUGUCAGACUUAGAUAUUUGACCUCUGGGUUCAAAUACCGUGAGAGAGCAGCUCUGGGAUAUGUCCAGGUGAUGAGCAAGGAGGUGGAUAAGACCCUGAGAAGGUUCGACAUCGACGUGAGCAAGGAUACCCUGCUUCUGUUCCAGGAGGAUUCUAGUAAACCUGUUGCUAGCAUCAGUAUGACAGAUCUUCCAACCAAUACUAUUCUAGAGGUUAUUGAGAAACAUCAAUUUCUACAGCUUCCACGACUUUCUUCACAAAGAGUUUUUGACGCCCUAUGUCCGACAGAAUCCAGUAAAGCUCGAAAACGCCUUUGUGUAAUCUUGUUCUGUCGGGACACCCCGGACCAGGACCUUCUCCGGGACUCUAUGCGGGACUUCGUCCUCACCAACUCCUUCUCCAAGGAGAGAGUGAGGUUCACCUACGUGUUUCUGGAGCGGCAGCCGGAGUUCAUCAAUGCAGUAGCAAAGGACGGAUUUGACCCUGAGGAAAAGGUUCUCCUACUGUGGAGGCGGGGUGAGGAGAACGCUAAAUAUGAAUGGUUGGAGAACUCCUGGAGUGGAUCCAACACGAGUAGAGAUGAACUCAAGGAAACCCUCUCUAGGUUCCUCUCAGCUAACGAGGUUCUCAGUGGAGAAGCGGUUAUUCAACAUCUAGUAGAUGAACAUGCUUCUAGUAUAUUUGUCAGGAUUGCAAACAAGAUGAUCGAGUUGAGUGAGAUCUUGAGGGACAAUAUUACCAAGGACGAACUCAUCCCCGCCGCGAGCCUGGUCGUCACCGUCGGCGUGAUCGUCGCCGGCGGGUACGUGAUGUCCUAUCUUGUCAGGAUUGAGGAGGAAAAUGUACAGAAACAACUGGGAGCCAAGGGACUAAAGGUUGACCGGAAGGGUAAGGUUGUCCCUGAGCUGAAGAUUCAUGAGCUCCGAGCAGAAACUUACAACGGGAUGAUUCGUCUUCUAAAACCCGGUUGUAGAACCGUAGUUCUCAUCGUGGAUAGGGAGUCGAAGGAGAAGCUGGUGGCCAAGUUCUACAAACACGCCUGGCCCUUCAGGAGGAAUAAAACCUUGAUGUUCGGGUUCAUGUAUAUAGAGAAGGGUUUAUCCUGGUAUAAGAAGAUACUGAACCUGACCCUACCAGAGCCCAGGGAUAUCAAGAUCAAUCCUAAAAACUGUAUUGGAACUGUUCUGAGUUUAAAUGGACAUCGACGAUAUUUCUGCAUGUAUCAUGCUAAGCACCCCGAGGCCGCCAGAAGGCCAGGGUACUAUACGUCCUCAGGAGCAUUCAUGGGCUUCGAGAGCGAGAAUGACAGUUCUGAUAACGAGGAUAUCGAAAGGGCAAAGCCGGCUCCUGUGCUUGAUUCUCCUGAUCACCUUCCAAUAUUCGAGGAUCAGCUCCUGGAUGGACUUCAGAACUGGAUGGAUCGACUCUUCGAAGGAACUACCUACAGGUAUCAUGUCAACUACUGGCCCGAGUUCCCGAUAUCUCCCUCAACUUGGAACAAUAAGUGAACUUGCAUCUUGGAACGCGUGGUGUUCCUUCGUUAUAUUUCCCCUUGAAGCUGGAACACUGAUAAACCCCUGGAACAAAAUCUUAUCAAAAAAACAUCCGAAUAUUAAAUAUUAAAAAAGAUAAUCUUUCUGUAUUCAGUCUCCCCUUGAUCUCAGAUAUAAACGAGGUUAAGACCACGAACCUCCUCCCCUGGAAUAUGCAUAUAUCGGAUUAGUUUAAUAAAUCCGGGAAACUUCUCACCGCUCUAGUUCUGUCGGAUAUUACGUUAAUCUUUAACGAUUGAUCUUGAUAUCCAAUGUGAACACUUUCAAAUUUGAGGAUAAGAGAUUGAUCUCUCGGUAAAAGAAGAAUAAAACACAAAAGUUCUAACAACCUCAGAGUUUAUCAUGUUUUUUUUGCUCGGAAAUAAACGUGAAAUCUGGAAUUUCAAAAAUUUUAACCUCUGUAAACCUUUUUAAUUUUCUUACUUUAGUUUUUUAUUAAACAAUACAUUCUCGUAAAUUGUACGCAUUCUUACAUUAUUAGUAAAAUCUGCCCGCAUUUUUUCACUGGGCCGCCCGAUGUUGAUUGGUUAUACGCUAGGACUGAUUAACCGAUGUGCACUUCAAUAUCCUAUAAAUACCACAACAACCGGUUUAAUUAUAAAUUGUGAUCCUUGAAACCCAGUAAAAGAAAAGUGUGUCACUUUUCACCACAUUUAGCACAUUGUGCAACUAAUUGUAAAUAUUGAUAAUAAAUCGUUAUGAAAUUAAAA